UGUCGAAAUAAAAAAAUUAAAUUAUCAAAGACUUCUUUCAAAAUUGUUACAAAUGCAGUGUAAAAAUUAGCCUUUAGAAUCUUUGAAUUGAUUGAAAUUAACUUGUGUAAACAAAGUAACUCAUUUCAGUCAAUUUAAUAUGUCAUUAUUUCGUAAACCGAGGAGGAUCCAGCGACGCGUGUUCUGUGCUGAUGAUGAUGAGGAAGAUGGUGAGCCCGAAGCUCCACCUCCGCCGGUCAUUAGCCAAGAGAAGGAGGUUAAAGAGAAGAAAUCAGUUAAAACAACUGCCCUACUUAGUUUUGCAGAUGAAGAAGAAGAAGAAUGUGAAGUCUUCAAAGUGAAGAAGUCCUCGCAGAGUAAGAGAAUUUCCAAAAGGAGAGACAAGGAGAAAAAACGUCCGUUUGAUGGUGAUAAUAACAGAUAUGACAAUAAUGGGCAUGAGGACAACAACGACAAUGGUGUAAUACCUAUGGAGGUGGACGAACAGAAGCCUAAAAAGAAGAAAAUAACACUAGAAGGACUGAUACUAUCGGGCAGAGAGGCUCUGGCUGCUGAUGGAGCCGGAGAUAUCUCUGAUGAUGAUGAGCCUGAUGAAGGGGGCAAGUUCCCUCAGUACCGCCCUGAGUCGGUGAGGGCUGCACUGGCGGUCGCGGCCGGCGACAUACCCGACGCCGCGCUCAUCCACGCCGCUAGAAAGACGCGACAGCAGGCUCGCGAGCUAGGUGGUGAUUACGUUCCACUGAAGCCGGAAGCUGGCCCUGGGUCCAGACUGGUCAGAGACGAUGACGGGUCGGGUGAUGACGAGGAAGAAGGUAGGAUAGCUGUCAGAGGCCUUGAACUGCCCAGCGAUAGACCACAACGUGGGACAGCGGCCGCGACUCCUGAGGAAGAAUUGAAUAGUGACGUCGAAGAGUGGGAGGAGCAACAACUACAAAAAGCAAGACCUGUUAUUGCUGAUAUCACAGGCGAUAAUACAGAAGUGAACCCAUUCGCGGUGCCUCUUCCGUUGGCGAGCACGAAGACGCCCCUCCGCCCGCUGCUGGUGGACUCGGAGCGAGCCCCGGCCUCCGCGCAGGACCUGGUCGACGCGCUACGCAACCGGAUGGAGGAGCUGCGGGGCGAGCGCGCGGAGGCGCAGUGCCGGCGGGCGGCGGGCGCGGGGCGGCUGGCGGGCGCGGUGCGGGCGCGGGACACGCGGGCCGCCCGCCGCGCCGCCCUGGACACGGCGUACCGGCGCGCGCAGGCCGCCCGGGGCUACCUCACCGACCUCAUCGAGUGUCUCGACGAGAAGAUGCCGAAGCUAGAAGCACUAGAAGCGAGAGCGCUGGCGAUGCACAAGAGAAGAUGCGAUUUCCUGGUGGAGAGGAGACGCGCGGACGUCCGCGACCAGGCGCAGGACGUGCUGGCCAUGGCCGCUCGUCCCGGAUCAGUCAAACCUGUUGAUUCCGAAGAGAAGAUACGCAGAGCAGCAGAACGCGAGGGUAGGAGACGAGCUCGACGCCUCAAGAGAGAGGCCACUGCUGCCGCAGCAGGCGCUCACGUCAGGCACAGGGACGGCGACUCUAGCGAUGAUGAACUGCCUCCGCAUGAGCUACACCACUAUACGCAGGAGAGAGCCGCAAUUCGCGCUGAGUCAGCACAGCUAUUCUCGGACGCGCUGUCAGCGUGGCGCGGCGUGCGCGGCGUGUGCAGGCGGCUGGCGAGGUGGCGCGCCGCCGACCCCGCGCUGUACUGUGACGCGUACGUCGCGGACUCCCUGCCGCGACUGUUGGCGCCCUACGUGCGACACGAGAUGAUAUUAUGGAAUCCUCUGGCUGACGAAGAUAACGAAGACUAUGAGAGAAUGGAUUGGUACAAAUGCUUGAUGAUGUAUGGCGUUCGUAACGAGAAGACGUCAAGCGAUUCUUCAGAUUCUGAUAUGGAGCACGACGGUCACACUGUGGUCACAGAGAGCUCCGUGCGGGAUGAUAUCGACCUCAUGCUUGUACCCACUAUUGUCGGGAGGGUGGUUAUACCUAAACUCACAGAGCUGGUGGAGCAGGCGUGGGACCCGAUGUGCGUGCGCGCGUGCAUACGGCUGCGUGCGCUAGUGUCCCGCGCCGCCGCCGUGCCCCGCGCCCGCCCCGCGCUGGCCCGCCUGGCCGCCGCGCUGCACGCCGCGCUGCACUCUGCGCUCAACGCCGACGUGUUCCUGCCUGCGCUGCCGCCUGCGGUGCUGGAGGGCGGCGGCGGUGGGUUCUGGCGGCGCUGCGUGGGCGCGGGCGUGCGGCUGCUGCGCGGUGCGCUGGCACUGGUGGCGCCGCCCGCACUGCUGCGGGCCGACGCACUCGUGCUGCAACUCGUCGAGCGGCUGAGCUUCGCGGCGGGCGCGGCGGCGGGCCCGCAGGCGGCCUGGGCGGCCAGCGUGCUCGCGGGGGCGCUGCCGCGGGGGGAGCUACGCCCCCACGCGCUCCGCCCCCUGCGCCGUCUGGCCACCACCACGAUGGCCGCCCUACAACCAGACAACCCGCUUCACAUGAAAGCGUUAGAACAAGUACGAGCGAUCUUAUCAGAAGCCGAAGAGACGGAAAAUAAAAUCGAAGACGCGCAGAAACAAACGAAGCACAACUCUCGAAUGUGAUCCCCGCCGGGGGGGCGCGCAUUGGUGUCCUUCCACUGAGGGGGACGUGCGGGCCCCUCCCACCCACGCGUGACGUGCGGGCCCCGCCCACUCACGCGUGACGGUGGGAUGCACGUGACACCGGCUACACAAGACGUAUCCUCCGAUUCUAAGUCCAUAAAACAGUUCAAGUUGACUUGACAAUGAAAGAACGCGUUCACGUAUUUUUUCUACUCUUACCAUAAUGAUACGUUAUAGUGGACCGCCCGGUCUAUAGACCUCCAGUAUACUAGAGGCGUUGCAUCUCGCUCUAUCCGUACUGUCUAAUACUUCGCAUCUCUAUAUUUAUAAUAAAAUCAUUACACACACAUUACAGUGUGGGCCACUGUAAUAUUUUUUUCUUUACAUACAUGGAUUUGCAUUUUUUCUAAUAAUUUUCUGAAUGCGUCACCUAGUCAUUAUUUGACUAGCAUGAACGACCAUUGCGAUGAUCGAAGUUCGACAUAAUUAUUGACUUCUCUUUAAAUGUAAUAUUGUCUCUGUGUUUAAUGGAAUACAUAUAACAAAAAUUGAAAUUAAAAUUAGAAGUUAAAAAAAUGAUAUAUUCCCAAAAAGGUUUAUAGACAACAUUAAAAAAUGAUUCGAAUAACCUUAAAAACUUGGCAUUAACAUUGUCAAUGCCUGUAAGCUGCUUGUCUCAAUGGAACAUA
Bombyx mandarina (wild silkworm) is the source of this 3309-nucleotide messenger RNA. Its product is annotated as PAX3- and PAX7-binding protein 1. Gene Ontology annotation, biological process: spliceosomal complex disassembly; mRNA splicing, via spliceosome. The record is from RefSeq and is a predicted model, not a curated record. Gene Ontology annotation, cellular component: U2-type post-mRNA release spliceosomal complex; nucleus. NCBI's taxonomy places the organism in Eukaryota, Metazoa, Arthropoda, Insecta, Lepidoptera, Bombycidae. Gene Ontology annotation, molecular function: DNA binding.